This is a messenger RNA of Perca flavescens (yellow perch), 3988 nucleotides long. RefSeq names its product NLR family CARD domain-containing protein 3. The transcript has 11 exons. The record is from RefSeq and is a predicted model, not a curated record. Gene Ontology annotation, molecular function: protein binding. Bases 200 to 3502 code for a protein of 1100 amino acids. Lineage: Eukaryota; Metazoa; Chordata; Actinopteri; Perciformes; Percidae.
UCUCUUCAGCGUUCAAUAACUCUCAGCUGAUAUCUGAUCUCAUGUUAGUUUCAUCAAACUGUAAAACACUGUUUGUUAAAGAGUAGCUAUUAGCUCUGUGCUAACAGUUAGCUGUUUGGCCACCUUGUUCAGCAUCAUUUUUACUUUCGGUUAGUCAGUUGUUGGCGCAGAUCUGUUUCCUCCAUGUUAAACUGUUGGUAUGGACUCUGCUAUGAAUCCGUGUGACAGAGAGGAGGGAGUCCCUGCCUCUAAAACCACUCUGUGUGGGGAAGAUGACAGCCACACCAAAGCUCAGGGAAUGCAUCAGCAGAGACUAGACUCUCCUGGACCUGGAUUAGGAUCUGGAUCCAGCUGUGUGCCCCUAGAUAAGGAGAGGUCUAUGGGUCGCUUUGAGGAGUUUAAUAGACCACCUCCUGAUGGAAGCUGCUCAGGAUCUUCUCCAAGGUUCCACGACCAAGGCAAAGAGGACAAAGUUCAGCAGGAGAGUUCAGAGGCCCUCGGUCGUCAGUCUGCCCAGCAGCAUCAAACAGACCUGGACUCCAUAUUUAUGCUGUUGGAUGAGAACAUCGUCACUUUUGUGAAGAACGAGCUGAAGAGAGUCCAGAGGGUUCUGAAUCCAUUUUACCCAGAAUGCUUAGAGAUUCAAAAGGAGGGUGAGGAGGUGUUGGACAGUGAAGACGGAGAGCAGAGAAGGAGCAGCAGAGAGGCAUUUCUGAAGAUCGUACUGCACUUCCUCAGGAGAAUGAAACAUGAGGAGCUGGCUGACUGUCUGCAGAGCAGGACUCAUGCUACAGUGUGCCAACAUGAACUCAAGUCUAAUUUCAAGGAGAAGUUCCAGUGUGUGUUCGAAGAAAUUGCCGAAGCAGGAAACCCAACCCUUGUGAAUAAGAUCUACACAGAGAUCGACAGCCCAGAGGGAGGAACUGCAGAGGACAAGGAUGAACACGAGUUCAGACAGAUUGAAACAGCAUCCAGGAAAGAAGACGGACAAGAACCAGCAAUCAGACAAGAAGACAUAUUUAAACCCUCACCUGGAAAAGAUGAACCAAUCAGAACAGUGAUGACAAAGGGCGUGGCUGGCAUUGGGAAAACAGUCUUAACACAGAAGUUUACUCUAGACUGGGCUGAAGGCAAAGCCAACCAGGACAUCCAGUUCACAUUUCCAUUCACUUUCAGAGAGCUGAAUGUGCUGAAAGAGAAAAAGUACAGCUUGGUGGAACUUGUCCAUCUCUUCUUUAAUGAAACCAAAGAAGCAGGAAUCUGCGGGUUUAAAGAGUUCCAGGUUGUGUUCAUCUUUGACGGUCUGGAUGAAUGUAGGCUUCCUCUGGACUUCCACAAUAAUGAGAUCUUGACUGAUGUUACAAAGCCCGCCUCAGUGGAUGUGCUGCUGACAAACCUCAUCACUGGGAAACUGCUUCCCUCUGCUCGCCUCUGGAUAACCACAAGACCUGCAGUAGCCAAUAGGAUCCCUCCUAGGUGUGUUGACAUGGUGACAGAGGUGAGAGGGUUCACUGACCAACAGGAGGAGGAGUUCUUCAGGAAGAGAUGCGGAAAUGAGGAACAGGCCAGCAGAAUCAUCUCCCAUAUCAAAACAACACAAAGCCUCCACAUCAUGUGCCACAUCCCAGUCUUCUGCUCCAUCGCUGCUACAGUUCUGGAUGAGUUGAAAACCAGAGAGGGGGAAGAGCUGCCCAAGACCCUGACUGAGAUGUACAUCCGCUUCCUGGUGGUUCAGUCCAAACUGAAGAACAUCAAGUACGAUGGAGGAGCUGAGACAGAUCCACACUGGAGUCCAGAGAGCAAGAAGAUGAUUUUGUCCCUGGGAAAACUGGCUUUUGAACAGCUACAGAAAGGCAACCUGAUCUUCUACGAAUCCGACUUGACAGAGUGUGGCAUUGAUAUCAGUGAGGCCUCAGUGUACUCAGAAGUGUUCACACAGAUCUUUAAAGAGGAGAGAGGACUGUACCAGGACAAGGUGUUCUGCUUUGUCCAUCUGAGUGUUCAGGAGUUUCUGGCUGCUCUUCAUGUUCAUCUGACAUUCAUCAACUCUGGUGUUAAUCUGCUGUCAGAAGAACAAACAACCACCUGGUUUCAACUUAUAAACACACCCAAACCAACACAUCUCUACCAGAGUGCUGUGGACAAGGCCUUACAGAGUCCAAAUGGACACCUGGACUUGUUCCUUCGCUUCCUCCUGGGUCUUUCACGAGAGCCGAAUCAGACUCUCCUUCAAGGCCUGCUGACACAGACAGGAAGUAGCUCACACAUCCGUCAGGAAACAGCUGUGUACAUCAAGAAGAAGAUCAGUGAGAAUUUGUCUGCUGAGAAAAGCAUCAAUCUGUUCCACUGUCUGGAUGAACUGAAUGAUAAUUCUCUUGUGGAGGACAUCCAGCAGUACUUGAGUUCAGGAAGUCUCUCCACAGAUAAAUUGUCUCCUGCUCAGUGGUCAGCCCUGGUCUUUAUCUUACUGUCAUCAGAAAAAGAUCUGGAGGUGUUUGACCUGAAGAAGUACUCUGCUUCAGAGGAGGCUCUUCUAAGGCUGCUGCCAGUGGUCAAAGCAUCCAGAAAAGCUCUACUGAGUGGCUGUAACCUCUCAGAGAGAAGCUGUGAAGCUCUGUCCCCAGUUCUCAGCUCCAAGUCCUCUCGUCUGAGAGAGCUGGACCUGAGUAACAACAACCUACAGGAUUCAGGAGUGAAGCUGGUGUCUGCUGGACUAAAGAGUCCAUAUUGCAGACUGAAAACUCUCAGUCUAUCAGGCUGUAUGAUCACACAGGAAGGCUGUGUUUCUCUGGCCUCAGCUCUGAGCUCCAACCCCUCCCAUCUGAGAGAGCUGGACCUGAGCUACAAUCAUCCAGAAGACUUGGGAGAGAAACUGCUGUGUGCUGGAAUGAAGGAUCAACAUUGGAGGCUGGACACUCUCAGGGUGGACCAUGGUGGACUGCAGAGACUGAAACCUGGUGUGAGGAAAUAUGUCUGUAAAUUGGAACUGGACACAAACACAGUACACAGAAACCUCCAACUGUCUGAUAACAACAGGAAGGUGACAUACGUGAGAGAGGAUCAGUCGUAUCCUGAUCAUCCAGACAGAUUUGUCUCCUGGCCCCAGCUGCUGUGUAGAAAUGGUCUGACUGGUCGCUGUUACUGGGAGGUCAAAUGGGAAGGAAGAGUUUAUAUAGCAGUGACUUACAGAGGAAUCACAAGGAGAGGAAACAGUAAAAACUGUUUGCCCGGAUGGAAUGAUCAGUCCUGGAGUCUGAAGUGCGCUGAUGAUGACAGUUUCUCCGUCUGCCACAAUAACAGCAGAAAACGCCUCUCCUCCUCUGUCUCUGACAGAGUCGGAGUGUACGUGGACUGUCCUGCUGGCACUCUGUCCUUCUACAGUGUUUCCGCUGACUCACUGAUCCACCUCCACACCUUCAACACCAUAUUCACUAAGCCUCUUUAUCCUGCGUUUGUGGUCUCCUCUGGUUCCUCAGUGUCUCUGUGCUCUCUGCAGGUCUGAGAGUCUCCCCUGUGGACAGAAAUGCUGACGGAAGAUCAGCUGCUGAAAUCAAAGUUCACUCUGUUCACCAUCACACACUGUGCACUGUGAAGCAGAUCUGUCUUUGACUCAAACACAAAACAUUCAUUUGUCUGAUUUCAUCACUUUGAUUAUCAACAUUUCAACAGUGUUUUUUUUCAAGAGUAUUUUUUGCCCAUUUUUAGCCUUUAUUUUGAUAGCACAGCAGAAGACGUGAAAGGGGAGAGAAUGAAAUGCAGCAAAGGGCCGCAGGUCGGAGUCGAACGUGGGCCUGCUGCGUCGAGGAAUAAACCUCUAUAUAUGGGCUACCAACCGAGCUACCAGGGCACCCAACAUUUCAACAGUUUAACAGUAACUAGAAACAUUUAAUGAUAUGUAGUCUCGCAUCGCCUGAUCUUCCUCCACAGCGCUGCGGAGGAAGGUCUGGCUCGUUCACACAGCAUUCCGGGAUGGGAGAAAAACGUGCUC